AUGGACACGUCGUCAACCCUCGCGACGAGCGCCACCCCGACAAUUCCCGCCGAACAGCUUGCCGCACUUACAUCGCUGCUGUCGGGACUCACCGCUGCCGCUUCCGGUAUUCGAUCAACUCUACUACGUCAGCGAUGUAGUUAUAGCCAAGAGUGAUCAAUGCAUUUCAACAUACCUAUUCGAUCAACUCUACUACGUCAGCGAUGUAGUUAUAGCCAAGAGUGAUGAAUAG
This is a messenger RNA of Microbotryum saponariae, 232 nucleotides long. NCBI's taxonomy places the organism in Eukaryota, Fungi, Basidiomycota, Microbotryomycetes, Microbotryales, Microbotryaceae. The record is from the annotation of a GenBank genome assembly.